This is a messenger RNA of Tripterygium wilfordii, 1196 nucleotides long. RefSeq lists its product as uncharacterized. The transcript has 2 exons. The coding region runs from base 126 to 650 and encodes 174 amino acids. Lineage: Eukaryota; Viridiplantae; Streptophyta; Magnoliopsida; Celastrales; Celastraceae. The record is from RefSeq and is a predicted model, not a curated record.
AACUGCACUCCGAAAGCCCUCAAACAUAAGCGAAGACGCUGCCGUUUCUUCAUCCGUCUUUUGUCGUUGUGGCUGCUUGGCUGCUUUCCCGGCGAUUUUGCGAGAUUUUUUAAUUUGUUGUGCAUAUGGAUUCCGGUGUUUGUACGGAUAGAGUGAGGGAAUGCAAAGAUUCAGCGGAUGAAGGAUUAAAAAAAUCAGAUGAGCCUAGUGUUGUUGAAGCUAAAGGAAGUUUUAUUGAUCAAACCAUUGUUGCUUUAGGGCCUAUUACUCCUGAUUCUAACCGAGAGAAUGGGGAAGUCCCGUAUUUUGUUUCUCCAAUUACUGUGCUUAGAAAACCAGCGAAAGCACUCUGUUUCGAUUUUGAGACUUCCAGAAAUCAGGACCCAUUGGCUCCAAUUGAUGACAGCGGCAGCCCUCGAACUCCCAAAGACGGUGUUUCUGAUACAUUUGCCCCUGGUCCUGAUCACCUGGCGCUGGCCCCAUUGUGCAAGAAAUUUUUUGACAAAUCAAGAAUUAAUGUUGCACAUCGACUAAACUUUGAUUCCUCCUAUAAGAUUGUGGAAGAUGCAGGUUUUAUCUCCGACGAACAGAUGUUUGAUGCGGUAUAUGAAAAUCUGUUGGAAGUUAUUGUUACCAAGCAGGCAGGCUGACGAUGCUUGCUAGACACCUCGUUUGGCACCUCGGCUAACUGGCAUUGCUGAUACUUGUCCUGGUGCACCUAUAAAGCCCUCAGGUAAAUCAAUGAACUUUGACUUGGGAUUGUGCAGAAAGAUUGAAUUUUGAUGCUCAAUGACUCUCCUUUUAUUUGUUGCUGAGAGCAUGACACAGCACUAUCAGCUGAUUUGGAUGCACAUUGAUGGUGUGAAAUUGAAACAUUAGGGCUUUAAGUUAUAGCUUGUGUUAUUUAGGGAGUAUCUUCUGGCAGUGAGCUGUUUUGUCUGACCAAGUUUUUAGUGGUAGUAGUAAUCUUGUAUAGUAAUUCAACAGUUAUUUCUUUUGGAGAUUAGCAAGAACUCUUUGUUGCCAGACUGCAUUGGUAUUACUCUCUCUUUGUUUUUUUGUCUUAUAAGAAAAUUAGAACAAAAUGUGUCAAAUUCUGUUUGCAUAUACAAACAUUUGUAACUCUGAGUCUGAGGUUACAACUCCUCAUGCUAAAUUUACGCGGGAAAUGCUAUGCUGGAGGCUGUGCUCCUAGA